Messenger RNA from Pyricularia pennisetigena, 770 nucleotides. RefSeq lists its product as uncharacterized. The record is from RefSeq and is a predicted model, not a curated record. Lineage: Eukaryota; Fungi; Ascomycota; Sordariomycetes; Magnaporthales; Pyriculariaceae. The transcript is spliced from 2 exons. Bases 54 to 770 code for a protein of 238 amino acids.
UAGAGAAAUUGUUCGCCCACAAGGUUAUCAGAGUCGCACCUUCAGCCACUGGAAUGUAUUUGUCCACUCGAAUAUUCCUACUGCUUAACAAUCGCCGUGCCAGCAUAGUGAGCAGGACACCGAACGAGUGCAGCGAGGAGACAGAGCCACAAGCUGACCCAACAGCCGCCCACAAAAUGGCUGACCCCUUCUACGUGUUCCUCACGGGCGGCACAGCCCACAACAUGCCCGCCAACACGACCCGCGUAAUGCUCAUGGCCCGCGAACGCAACGACGCCGCGGCCGCGACCGAGGAGUACGCUACGGCUCGCAAGGGGGCCAAGGCGGAGCUGAAGGCUAGCAAAAAGGAGCUCCAGGCAGAGCUUGAGGCUGCGAGCAAGAAGCUCGACGCUGCUCACAAGGCCGAGUGGGGGAGCAAGCCCAAAGACAAGCGCAAGUGGCUCAUUGCCCGACAUCAACAGCAGCAACAGCAGCAGCAAGAACAACAGCAACAACAACAACAGGGUAUCACCAGCGUGGACGGCAAUGAGGCGGCCAUGGUGGCGCAGGAAAGUCAGCCGUUCUCCCGGGAGCCGUCAGCAACAACAGCAGCUGAUGACGGCAUCGUCCCGGAAGGACCUUCAGCCGCAGAUCAGAGCGCGACAGAACAAGCAUGUCUCGAUAUGCAGCUGAGCGAGGUUUAUGAGCGUGCCACCCGGGCCAUGGCAGACUUGCGUGCCAUCCUUGACUCUCCAGGAGUUGCCCAGAGAUUUACCCAAGCAGGUGCUUGA